AUGAAAUAUCCCCACUUACCCACAAGCAACGCUCGUGAUGCCCAAGAUCUGAAUUUGCUAUCGAGAAUCGGCGUUACACACAUCCUAAACGUAACCGACUGCGUACCGAUGCCUUUUGAAGGAGAUCGUAGGUUCCGUUACCUGCGUCUUCCUGCCUGUGAUAAUAAUCAGCAGGACCUCAGGCCGGCAUUUGAGGCUUCCGUAGAUUUCAUCGAUGUAGUGCGGUGUGCUCCUUUGAGCGGCAUUCAUGAAAACCCUUCACACUUCACGCUGGCAUUCUCAGAGUCUCCCUCUUGCUAUCUGCCUGGCACAGGUAUUACACUCAACCCCUGUCCCCCCCCACAUCUGGGCUACUCGAGGCGUAAUUCGCCCAUCCUCUGCACCUGGGUGACUAAUUCAAGGCUAAAGCCUCUGAGUAAGUCUCAUGGUCACGUCUUUGCUACAUGGACCACGUCUGGUAAAACUGUCAGCCAACUAGCUCCAGUCUCCGCCGCUUCUAUCCUGUUUCUUUCUCUAAAACCAAGUCUAUGA
Molecule: messenger RNA, 531 nt
Organism: Protopolystoma xenopodis
Lineage: Eukaryota; Metazoa; Platyhelminthes; Monogenea; Polystomatidea; Polystomatidae
Source: the annotation of a GenBank genome assembly